This is a messenger RNA of Protomyces lactucae-debilis, 1028 nucleotides long. RefSeq lists its product as uncharacterized. Lineage: Eukaryota; Fungi; Ascomycota; Taphrinomycetes; Taphrinales; Protomycetaceae. The transcript has a single exon. The coding region runs from base 248 to 820 and encodes 190 amino acids. The record is from RefSeq and is a predicted model, not a curated record.
GUCUUCUCCUAGCUACCGUCGACACCUGGUGACGAGAAUUCCUCAUUGUAGUACGCUUCCAGGAGUGAGCAUCAGCUGAUCUUCACACCUUGCAAUCGAUAACUUCACCACAGCAAGAACGAGUACAGAAGCUUGUAUGAAUCGCGGACUAUACAGCCUCAUUUCUGCAACUUUGCGAAAUUGAUAUGAGCAUGCACCUGUCUACGUCGAGCCUGACCAUCUGUCGCCACCUUGCUCAUUUCCACACAUGCGCAUGAUUGGUCAUUCUUCAUUGUCGUGGCCAUUGGCUAGUCAUAGUCUUGAGCUUUGUAAAGGCGCUCGUGGUUCUGCUUUUGCUCGCGGGCUUGCAUUAAACUGCUCUUCUCAAGGAAUUAGGCGCUAUCCAAAGCCCUCAGGGUGCAGACUUCAGACCAACAUACCGCUCACAUCAAGUUCAGCCUUCGUCUCUAAAAUUAUGCAACUCAAAUGCCAAGUCAGAUUGACUCGGACUGUUCUGGAUCUACGGCGAAAGGUCCGAGCAGCAGCCCGUUGCCUUGAUGCCAUGUCAAAGGCAAAUGUGGAAGCAGAACUCCGUAUCAAGGCGCUUCAAGAGGGCCUCGAUUGCUUUGAUAUCGAGGUCAUCAAAGAUGUUCAUCUUGCAAGCGAGGCGUACGACAUCGUCGUCUCCCGUCAUCAACGUCUCAGUCAUCUGAGACAUUUGGACUCGCUGAUCCACCUCUUUGCCAUCAAAAUGCCAGACGGCAACCUUUCAUCGUCUGCUGUGGUCAACAUGAUCAUCGACAUUCGCGCAACUCUCUUUGAGUCCCUCCUUCUAACAUGAAGACCGUUGUUGAUCUUCUUGGUGGUCCUCAACGCCGUGUUGCUAAGCGGGCCGGAACUAGCAAGGGCGUUAUCUUGCAUGGCAAUGAAGCUCAUAAUCUAGCGGGGUUGUGCGUGGAUACAAUCAUGACUUGGAUGGUGAGGUGUCAAGUCAAACACAAGCAAUCUAGAUAGUGCAAAUAGGAUUGAUGCAGAUGAGGAGCAGAGUA